Messenger RNA from Metarhizium acridum CQMa 102, 1668 nucleotides. Lineage: Eukaryota; Fungi; Ascomycota; Sordariomycetes; Hypocreales; Clavicipitaceae. The record is from RefSeq and is a predicted model, not a curated record.
AUGGGCAACAUUCUUAAUCAAACUCCCGUGGCGGAGGAGCGCGGUGCUAGUGGCGGCUCGGCCAAAGGAUCAACGGACGGUUACCAGGUUGUCGAAAAGGCACUGGGAGAGCCGCGUGAUUUGCGAAUUAUCACUGUAGGUGCAGGUGCUUCAGGUUUAAAUCUCGCCUACCAGAUCAACAAGCACAUGCAGCAAGUCACGCACAUUGUUUACGAGAAGAACCCUGAAGUGGGAGGCACGUGUUACUCUUCUGCACCCGAGAUCUUGGAGUAUUUUAAAAGGCUGGCAGCAAAAUACGAGUUAUACCGAUUCAUAAAGCUCAGCCACAAGGUCAUCAACGCCACGUGGGAUGGAGAGGGGGGUAUUUGGAAUGUAAAGAUUGAGAAUGUAAGCGAUGGGUCUGUCAUCAACGAUUGGUGUCAUUUCCUCAUCAGUGGCUCCGGAAUUCUAAACAACUGGAAGUGGCCGGACAUCCCUGGACUCCACUCCUUUAGAGGCCAACUUCUUCACAGCGCGGCGUGGGAUCCAUCGGCAGACUGGCGAGGAAAGUCUGUGGCCGUCCUUGGCUCUGGAUCGUCCGGGGUCCAAAUUGCUCCCACAAUACAACCCGGGUCGGUCGCUUACCGAUCAUUAGGUGUUAAGAAGCUGAUAACUUUCAUCCGAACACCAACCUGGAUUACCGCCGGCUUUGCCCAGAGCAAAGCAGGCCCAGGUGGAUCAAACUUUUCCUGUAUAGUGCCCCAGCAAACUAUUAGCAUUCAUUCGCUAAACCUAGGUACAGUCUCCGAGGAGCAAAAGCAGACCUUUAGAACGGACCCGGAAGCCUACAUGGACUACCGUAAAGACAUCGAAUCUGAGCUGAACUCUCGAUUUAAACUUAUUAUCAAGGAUAGCCCUGAACAGGAGGAAGCAGUGAGGUUCUCCAGCAAUGAGAUGGAGGAAAAACUGGGAAAAGACUCCCCCCUACUAAGGCAUAUGCUACCGACCUUUGCCGUUGGUUGCCGACGUCCCACGCCAGGGAAUGGAUACCUGGAGGCGCUUACCAAAGAAAAUGUUCGUGUGGUGACAGACGCCAUCUCGCAAAUUGUCCCAGAGGGCAUCAAGACCUCGACUGGAGAGAUCUUGAAAGUUGACAUGUUCAUAUGUGCCACGGGGUUCGAUAUAUCAUUUUGCCCCAGAUAUCCAGUGAUAGGAGAGCACGGCAUUUCACUUGGGGACCAGUGGAAAGACAAACCCGAGGCUUACUUGUCUCUAGCUGUCCCAAACUUCCCAAACCACUUUAAGCACGCUGCCAAGUAUAUUAUUCAGAUACUUUAUAAAUGCCAGACAGAAGGCAUUCAAUCGAUUGCUCCUAAGCAGGAAGCUGUAGCGGAUUUCGCUGAGCAUAUCGACAUCUUCAUGAAGCGCACUGCCUGGAGUACGCACUGUCGAUCGUGGUUCAAGAACGGGAAAGUUGAUGGGCCAAUCGUUGCCUUGCACCCGGGUAGCAGAUUACACUGGUUUCAUAUGCUUGAGAAGCCGCGCUUCGAGGACUUUAACUGGCAGACCUUUGGUAGAAAUCGCUUUGCCUAUCUCGGUAACGGUUUCUCGACUAAAGAGAAUCCUGGGAGCGAUACUACAUAUUAUUUUGACAGUCCACUCGAAGGCUACAGGAACAUUACGUAUUAA